Trifolium pratense (red clover) is the source of this 2466-nucleotide messenger RNA. Its product is annotated as GATA zinc finger domain-containing protein 10-like. Bases 772 to 2304 code for a protein of 510 amino acids. NCBI's taxonomy places the organism in Eukaryota, Viridiplantae, Streptophyta, Magnoliopsida, Fabales, Fabaceae. The record is from RefSeq and is a predicted model, not a curated record. The transcript has a single exon.
GUAAUAUUUAGUAUGAAAACCUAAUUAAUUCUACGAUGUUCUGUUUGUGUAUAAUACAAGCGUAUUUCGAAAAACUUUUUUUGAAAUAUUUUACACAUUGGAAAUCGUAAUCUAAAAUAUUUUGCAUAUUAAAAAACAUUUUUCAAAAACGUUUUAUAAGUGACAAGGGCAAAAUUGAAAAUUCAGAAGAUACACGAGAAAUAUUGGGGGGUGGGGAGAGAGAAAAAUUCUUCCCAAUCCUACUUUUGUUUUGUAUUUUUGUUGGGCCUAUAUUUUGAUAUCUGUAACUCCUUGUAAUGAGACAGUUGGGUUGUUGGAAUUUGGAUUAGAGAAACGAACAACGCGUAUAGUGAAUAGAAACCAAACCAGAACAAACUAAACCAGCGUCCUUGUUGGCGUUAUAACACUGUAGCUCCCCAGUUUUACACAAAACCUGUGGAUUUUCUCUCUCUCUCUCUCUCUCUCUCUCUAGAGAGACUCAAAUACCAUGGGCAGUUUUCUCUCACCACUCUCAAAACCAGUUGCUUCAAAAACACACAUUUUAUACUCUCUUUCUCUCUUUACCCUUUUCUCUAUUAUAUACCUUUUCUCAUUUCUCCCCUUAACACCAACAACCCAAUUUCUAUGUAAUGUAGUAAUCCCAAUUUCUGUACUUUCUUCCACCAAAAAAACCCAAUUUUCAUUUACCCUUUUUUUUCUAAUCAACUAUUCAAUUUAAGGGCUAUUCCAUUUCCUUCAAAGUUUCUUCCUUUUUUGCUUUACAAUUCUUGAAUGAUGGAAGCCAAUGGAAUGUUUUCUACCAUCACUUCUUCUGGUUUGCUUGGUGUUAUUGAUACCCCUUUACACCAACAACAACAGCAGCAGCAACAACAACAACAACAACAACAGAAUCUUCCUAAUCAGCAACAAAAUCCUCAUCAUUUGCACCAUUCCCAAGUUGUUUCUUAUGCUCCCCAAGAACAACAAUUACAUCAGUCAAUAAAACAUGGGUACCCUCCAUUUUCUUCUUCCAAGAACAAAAUUCAGCAGCAGCAGCAGCAACAAAGCUCUCAGGUGAGUGAUGAAGAUGAGCCAAAUUUUCCAGCUGAAGAAAGUUCUGGUGAUCCAAAGAGAAAGAUUUCACCUUGGCAAAGAAUGAAAUGGACUGAUACAAUGGUAAGGCUAUUGAUAAUGGCUGUUUAUUACAUUGGUGAUGAAGCUGGUUCUGAAGGGAAUGAUCCAAGUAAGAAAAAGUCUAGUGGUUUGUUACAGAAGAAAGGAAAAUGGAAAUCUGUUUCAAGGGCUAUGAUGGAAAAAGGGUUUUAUGUGUCACCUCAACAAUGUGAAGAUAAGUUUAAUGAUUUGAAUAAAAGGUAUAAGAGAGUUAAUGAUAUACUUGGAAAAGGAACAGCUUGUAGAGUUGUUGAGAAUCAGAAUUUGUUGGAUACAAUGGAUUUGACACCAAAGAUGAAAGAUGAAGUUAGGAAAUUGCUUAAUUCUAAGCAUCUUUUCUUUAGGGAAAUGUGUGCUUAUCAUAAUAGUUGUGGUCAUGGUGGUGCUGGUGGUGGUGCUUCUGGUUCUAAUGUUCAUCAUCAAGUGGAAGGUGGAACAACAACAACUACAACACCACCUCAGAAUCAACCUCAACAUCAUCAACAACAGCAGCAACAGCAGCAGCAACAUUGUUUUCAUUCAUCAGAGAAUGGUGUAGGGAAUUUAGGUGGUUCAAGAGGAGAAGGUUUAAGGAUGUUGAAAAUUGGUAGCGGAGAUGUUGAAGAGGAAGACGAAGAAGAUGAAGACGACGAGUCAGAAGACUAUUCUGAUGAGGAUGAAGAAGAAUCAGGAGAAGGUGGUUCAAAGGGUCAUCAACUAAUUAGUCAUUUAAAUGAUCAAGAUGACGACGAAAACGAUGGAAAAUCAACAAGAAAAAGGCCAAGAAAAGGAGGAUUUUCAUUUUCUAUUUCACCAUCAUCAACAUCAUUAACAUUGAUGCAUCAAAUGAACAAUGAAAUAAGUGGUGUGUUUCAAGAUGGAGGUAAGAGUCCAUGGGAGAAAAAGCAAUGGAUAAGAACCAGGAUAUUGCAAUUGGAAGAACAGAAAGUAAGAUAUGAAUCACAAGCUUUUGAGCUUGAAAAACAAAGGUUGAAAUGGCAAAGGUAUAGUAGCAAGAAAGAGAGGGAAAUGGAGAGAGCUAAACUUGAGAAUGAAAGGAGAAGAUUAGAAAAUGAGAGAAUGGUUUUGCUUAUUAGGAAGAAGGAGAUUGAAUUGAUGAAUCUUCAACAACAACAACAACAGCAGCAGCAACAACAGCACUCUUCAACCUAGAUGAAUUUUGUAUAACAGAUGAAAUUAGUCAGUUAGAUAGAAUGUAGAUUAGGCCAAAUUGAUGAAAUGAAACUUUUGUGCUUGUUCUAUUUUUGGAGUUAUUUAUUCAUCAACUUGUUUCUUAUUGAAUUUAUUAAAAAUAAUAAUAGUAUUUAUGUACCA